GGUCGCCUGAGUAAGGCAGGCAAGAUGUCGUUCCUAAAUCGACUGACGAGACCGAAUGCGAAUAAUACAUCACCCGGCGUAGCAACGAUUGCCUUGCCAUCGCCUGCGAUCAACUCGAGCAGAGGCAAAUCACCCUCGUCAUACUUCAACGGAGGCAGUCAGUACGGCGCCAAUGAAGUUGGGGCUGGCCAAGUCAGCGGGACCAUCAACACGGCCACCGGCGCAAUGACCAACGAACGGCCAUUGUACCUUUGUCAACCCUUCGUCAAAGCAGCGCUGGUCAAGGGAUCUCUGAGAACGAUCACAGCGCUGCCCAAAUACGUUGAUCCAAAUGAGUGGGUAGCAGUCAAUAUCGUCGAUUUCUUCAAUCACAUCAAUCUGUUCCUUGGCAUCAUCUCGGAGCAUUGCACACGCGACAGGUGUCCCACCAUGUCUGCAGGGCCUGGCAUGGCGAGUCUCAAUAGUGACUAUACAUGGACCUCAGGACCUAACAAGAAACAGCUCAAGGUGCCCGCACCAGAGUAUACGGACUAUGUCCUCACGUGGACAGAGAAGCUGAUCGGCGACGAGAGCGUCUUUCCGACGAAAGCAGGGCGGGAGUUCUCGCCCAAUUUUCCGACAACAGCGAGACAUGUCUAUACUCAGCUGCUCAGGAUAUUUGCGCACAUCUACCACGCGCAUUUUCACCAGAUCCUGCAUCUCUCCCUAGAAGCUCAUCUAAACUCCUUCUUUGCGCAUUUCCUCGUCUUUGGACUUACCUUCGAGCUGCUUGAUCCCAAAGAAUGCCGUGCACCGCGAGAGGGAUGGGGUUUCGUCGUUGGCGAUCUACUGGAUGCCUGGCGCGCCCUCGGUAUCAUCGAAGCUUGA
Molecule: messenger RNA, 867 nt
Organism: Mixia osmundae IAM 14324
Lineage: Eukaryota; Fungi; Basidiomycota; Mixiomycetes; Mixiales; Mixiaceae
Exons: 8
Coding region: 25-867 (280 amino acids)
Biological process (GO): cell division; positive regulation of protein phosphorylation; signal transduction
Cellular component (GO): cytoplasm; nucleus
Molecular function (GO): protein kinase activator activity
Source: RefSeq, a predicted model, not a curated record